Molecule: messenger RNA, 681 nt
Organism: Dreissena polymorpha
Lineage: Eukaryota; Metazoa; Mollusca; Bivalvia; Myida; Dreissenidae
Product: protein starmaker-like
Exons: 2
Coding region: 1-681 (226 amino acids)
Source: RefSeq, a predicted model, not a curated record
AUGCCCUACACGCAGCAAUCAGUAGAACUAACACACACGAACGAGGCACAUAAAAAACGUACAUGUACAAGACACAGCACACAAGACGAGACACAGCACACAAGACGAGACACAGCACAAAAGACGAGACAUAGCACAAAAGACGAGACAAAGCGCAAAAGACGAGACACAGCAGAAAAGACGAGACAUAGCACAAAAGACGAGACAAAGCACAAAAGACGAGACACAGCACAAAAGACGAGACAUAGCACAAAAGACGAGACAAAGCACAAAAGACGAGACACAGCAGAAAAGACGAGACAUAGCACAAAAGACGAGACACAGCACAAAAGACGAGACACAGCACAAAAGACGAGACACAGCACAAAAGACGAGACAAAGCACAAAAGACGAGACAUAGCACAAAAGACGAGACAAAGCACAAAAGACGAAACACAGCAAAAAAGACGAGACAAAGCACAAAAGACGAGACACAGCACAAAAGACGAGACAAAGCACAAAAGACGAGACACAGCACAAAAGACGAGAAACGUACAGCACAAAAAACGAGACACAGCACAAAAGACGAGACACGGCAUAAAAGACGAGAUACAGCACAAAAGACGAGACACGGCACAAAAGACGAGACACAGCACAAAAGACGAGACACAGCACAAAGGAACGAGACUCAUUUUUAAGUAA